UCGUGGAUCAUGUGUUGGAAUGCGACAGUGUUUAGGAACUUUACACAGAUCAAAUAGUUUCGGUGCCGCAUUGAAAGCUCGCACUGUCCUGAGCGUUAAACAUGGGAUGUGGGAGUUCCAAAAUCACGGUGGUUGAACCCGUAAAACCGAGCAUUCUGAACGGAAAUGAGACCGAAACUCUGGAGUUUGUUGUGGGUCAGGGAGGCUCUCGUGGUGACUCUGCCGUGUCCAAAAUGACCGCAGACAGCGGGGUCAGUCUGGAUGCAGCGGAGCCAACGGUUCUACCUGGAUCUGUACCUAGAAUGCUGCCACCGCUACAAGCACAGAGUCCCGGUCUGGCCCAGCAAACUGAAGAGAGGCCCGAGUCCAGUGAGAUCCUGGAGCAGCUGCUUGUUCAGGGAAUCAUUCCAGCUCAACCAAGACAGGGAGGAAGCGGGGAAGCGUACAACAUCAUGAUGGAUGAUGCUGGGAAGCCAAGGAGAAGACCACCGGCUCGGCUAGAAUCACUGAAAACCCGCAAAGAACAAGAAGUCACCAGCAAGGAAGACAUUGAGAUGAAAAUGAGACAAGUGGAGGAGAGGAGAAAGGAAAAAGAGGAAGACCUGAAACGCAGGUUGAGGAUUAAAUCAGCACGGCCGCGUGUCGCUGCCCCAAUGACCGCAGAUGGGGAACUCGACCCCAUGGAACUACUCCAUUCUGAACAACUUCCUGUCCCAACCAGAACCAAACAGCUACAGACGCCAAUCAUUGGAGAGCCUGAGGACCAAAGACUCAAUGAUUCCCCAGAACUGGAAAAUGACUCCACCUUCCAACAGACUGAAGACACAGCUGAAGGAUUUUAGCAAUGUUUCCUAUUGUACAUUCUUAGAGUCACACAUGCACUUUACAUGUUAUGCACAUUAUUAAUCUUGUUUAUUUGAAUGCAGGGUAUGGCUCAGAUCAAAUUCUGACCUUGGGUUUUACAUUACUAUAUAGAAAAAGAAAUGGAAAUACGUGCCUAAGUGUAAACAGGUUGAUGCAGUCAUUAUGUAGGUAGCAAACAAUAAUCAGAAUUCAGCAUAAUAUAUAUAUAAUACACAGCUGAAGUCAAAAGUUUACAUACACCUUGCAGAAUCUGCAAAAUGUUAAUUAUUUCACCAAAAUAAGAGGGAUCAUACAAAAUGCAUGUUUUUUUUUUUAUCUAGCACUGACCUGAAUAAGAUAUUUUACAUAAAAGAUGUUUACAUAUAGUCCACAAGAGCAAAUAACAGUUGAAUUUAUAAAAUGGUCCGUUCAAAAGUUUACAUAUGCUUGAUUCUUAAUACUGUGUUGUUGAAUGAUCCACAGCUGUGUUUUUUGGUUUAGUGUUUGUUUAUGAGUCCCUUGUUUGUCCUGAACAGUAAAACUGCCUGCUGUUCUUCAGAAAAAGUCCUUUAGGUCCCACAAAUUCUUUGUUUUUUCAGCAUUUUUGUGUACUUGAACCCUUUCCAACAGUGACUGUAUAAUUUUGAGCUUCAUCUUUUCACACUGAGAACAACUGAGGGACUCAUAUGCAGCUAUUACAGAAGGUUUUAACACUCACUAAUGCUUCAGAAGGAAACAGAUGUAUUAAAGGGGGUGAAAAUGUUUUGAAUUUGAAGAUCAGGGAAAAUUUAACUUAUUUUGUUUUGUGGGGAACAUGUUAGUGUCUUCUCUAGCUUCUGAAGGGCAGUACUAAAUGGUAAAGAAAACAUGAUAUUUAGGCAAAAUAAGAAAAAUGUACACAUUCUCAUUCCGUUCCAAAAGUUUACACAUGAUAACAUUUCGCAGAUUCUCCAAGGUGUAUGUAAACUUUUGACUGUAUGUAUGAGUAAGUUGCCAAAAAAAAUUUCUUUCUGCUCAUAAGUCUUGAAUCUUAAGAACAUUAAUCUUGUACGAUAUUCACCAUUCAAAAGUUUGGGGUCAGUAAAAUUUUAAUUUUUUUACUUACCAAAGCUGCAUUUAUUUGAUCAAAAUACAGUAAAAAUAGAAAUACAGUCAAGUAUUAUUACAAUAAAAUUCUUAACAUAUUUAAAAAUGUAAUGUAUUCCAGUGAUGACAAAGCUGUAUUUUCAGCAGCCAUUAAUCUUAAGUGUCACUUGAUUCUUCAGAAAUCAUUCUCAAAUGCAAGUAACAUUUCCUAUUAUUAUCCAUGUUGAGGACAGAUGUGACUGAUCAGAAUUUAAGAAUUUAAUUAAAAUAGAAAUCUUUUGAAAUAUCAUUGAAAUAUGAUCAAUAUAUUGCAUACUUUCUGAAUGAAUGUAUUAAAUUCUUACUUACCCCAAACUUUUUAUGUACAGUUUAUCAUAUAAACUGUUUUAUAUGCAAUCAGUUAUUAGAAUAUCAGUGAGAUAUUUCAAUAUAUUCUUUUAAACAUUCAGCUGCAAUUGUGUACCUUCCACUGAAGGGCUGUCCACAAGGUGGCGCUACCUAACUUAUGUAGUUAAACAAGCAAUCGUUUUCUGUCUUGAAAAUAGUGGAAAUCUGAGAUGGCUUUUCUUGCAUGUUAGUAUAUCUCUUUGUAAUUAUGAUGGUGUCACUAUCCUAAGUAACUAGGCUUCUUACAAUUAGCUAAUUAUAUAAAACUAGAUACCUUUAAAAACG
This is a messenger RNA of Labeo rohita (rohu), 2601 nucleotides long. It is a transcript of the gene stmnd1, whose product is annotated as stathmin domain containing 1. The transcript has 5 exons. Gene Ontology annotation, molecular function: tubulin binding. NCBI's taxonomy places the organism in Eukaryota, Metazoa, Chordata, Actinopteri, Cypriniformes, Cyprinidae. Gene Ontology annotation, cellular component: cytoplasm; neuron projection. Bases 102 to 842 code for a protein of 246 amino acids. The record is from RefSeq and is a predicted model, not a curated record. Gene Ontology annotation, biological process: neuron projection development; microtubule depolymerization; regulation of microtubule polymerization or depolymerization.